This is a messenger RNA of Coniophora puteana RWD-64-598 SS2, 978 nucleotides long. RefSeq lists its product as uncharacterized. The transcript is spliced from 12 exons. Lineage: Eukaryota; Fungi; Basidiomycota; Agaricomycetes; Boletales; Coniophoraceae. The record is from RefSeq and is a predicted model, not a curated record. Bases 1 to 978 code for a protein of 325 amino acids.
AUGUCCGCUGUUGGAGUUCAAAGCGUUUCCAAACUACUGCUAGAAAGUUAUGCAACGGUCGCAGCCUUUUCGCUGAUGAUGUACGAUUAUGUUUUGAAAUUAGACUCUGAAGUAGACCUUAUAUGGCUUCGAUACAUUGGGAUGUGCUACGGGAUCGCUCCACAGCACGAGGCUAUUACUUGGCGUCCCUCUUCCAUGGUCAGGGAAAAUGUGGGUAUAUUAUCCGUCCACGUCUAUUGUGACCGUGCAACUAAGCAGGCCCUCGCUUUAGUGAAUAUUUAUGCGUUAUACGCAAUAACUCAGGUCGUUUCUAUAGCAUUGGUACAAGGUAUCUGGCUCUGGCCCUCUCGAUUGAUGGCUAUGCGAGUAUACUGCCUACUCGCAAAGCCCAAAGGACUCCUUCCGAUCCUGAUCGUGGGCUUCAUUGCAUCGCAAUCACUCGCCAUUAUGGGAUUUGUGGUCGCAGUGAGAUUUGACAACAAUAUGGAGAUGUAUGUCUUCAAUGGCCUUCACAUUUCGAUUCCCUCUGACCAUCCUGACCGAGCGUGGGUGGUCCCGACCAAGAAUGGUGCUAUGCUUGCGUAUCAGCUACUUCUUACUGUGCUAGUUCUGUGUUAUGCUUGGAAGCGUCUACCACGUCGCUUUUGGAAAGCCCCUGUAUUUUCUGCGGGGACAUUGGCUGAAGCAGUCAUCUACGGUAACCUAGUGUACUUUGCUUUGGCGGUAACGCAACUUGGCCUUGCAGCUUUCACAUUUGUGCCUGAAUCCGAUGGUUCUGUUUCUUACCUGCGUUCGCUCCAAAUGUUCUCCUUCCUGUGGAUAUGCAUGGCAGGACCGUGCAUGAUACUAGGGCUCCGCCGCAGGAGUGAGGCGGACGUAGAUGGCGGGAGUUUCGCCAUUACCAAGGCCACGGAGAUGCGAUUUGCGAGGGACUCUUUGCACAGUAUAGACAUUGGCAUGGAUAUGGGCAAUGCAUAG